Molecule: messenger RNA, 3554 nt
Organism: Phodopus roborovskii (desert hamster)
Lineage: Eukaryota; Metazoa; Chordata; Mammalia; Rodentia; Cricetidae
Gene: Tbc1d31
Product: TBC1 domain family member 31
Exons: 22
Coding region: 55-3258 (1067 amino acids)
Cellular component (GO): centrosome
Molecular function (GO): protein binding
Source: RefSeq, a predicted model, not a curated record
GCUCUCGGGACGGUUGCCCACCGGGCUGGCGGUGGUCCCCAGUGGGGCUUGGACAUGCAGAGCACUGACCUGGGCAACAAGGAGAGCGGCAAGAUAUGGCACCGCAAGCCAUCGCCGGCCACGCACGACGGGAUUAUAGUGAACAUUGUUCACAGCACUUCUGAAUACCAUCCGAAAGUUUUGCGGUUUUUGAACGUGGCUUUUGAUGGCUCGGGUGAUUCCUUCCUUGCUGGGGACCACCAGGGGAACAUCUAUGCUUUUGACUUGCAUGGAAACAGGUUUGCUCUUGUACAGCGAACGGCACAGGCUUGCACAGCUCUGGCCUUUAAUCUUCGCAGGAAGUCCGAGUUCCUUGUGGCAUUAGCUGACUAUUCUGUUAAAUGUUUUGAUACAGUCACCAAGGAGCUGGUUAGCUGGAUGAGAGGACAUGAGUCGUCAGUGUGUUCCAUCUCUGUGCACGCAUCCGGGAGAUACGCCAUCACUACAUCCUCUGACACAGCUCAGCUCUGGGACCUGGAUACUUUCCAGCGGAAAAGAAAGCUGAAUAUCCGCCAGUCUGUGGGGAUACAGAAGGUUUUCUUUCUUCCGUUCAGUAACACCAUCCUCAGCUGCUUUAAAGAUAACUCCAUCUUCGCCUGGGAGUGCGAUACUCUGUUCUGCAAGUACCAAUUGCCAGCUCCACCCGAAGGCUCUAGCAUCGUGUACAAAGUGUUUGCUGUGACCAGAGAUGGCCGAACCUUGGCUGCUGGAGGCAAAUCCAACCACCUGCACCUGUGGUGCUUGGAGACCACAGAGCUCUUCAGAAUCGUCCAGAUGCCCACUAAGGUCCGAGCUGUGCGCCAUCUGGAAUUCCUCCCUGAUAGCUUUGACGCUGGGUCUAAUCAGGUUCUUGGUGUGCUGAGUCAAGAUGGGAUUAUGCGAUUUGUCAACAUCCAGACUUGUAAACUUCUCUUCGAAAUUGGGAGUGUUGAAGAAGGAAUUAGCUCAUCAGUAAUUAGCCCACACGGUCGAUACAUAGCAUCUAUUAUGGAAAAUGGAAGCCUGAACAUAUAUUCGGUUCAGGCUUUAACACAAGAAAUAAAUAAGCCGCCUCCUCCCUUAGUUAAAGUGAUUGAAGAUUUGCCUAGUAAUGCACUGAGUUCCAGUGCUCUUAAGAUGAAAAUGGGGUCAGGAAGAGUACAGCGGCCAGCAAAAUCUAAAGAGAGCAAAACUCAAACCAGAAUACUCAAGCGAGACCUGACGGGUGAUUUAGAAAACAAAGAGAAUGAAUUGUCGGAAGGAUUAAAUAAAAAACGUUUGCAGAUCUUAUUAAAAGGCUAUGGGGAAUAUCCAACAAAAUACAGAAUGUUUAUUUGGCGCUCUUUACUACAACUGCCUGAAAACCAUGCUGCAUUUAGUAGCUUGGUGGACAAGGGCACCCAUGUGGCUUAUCUCAACCUUCAGAAGAAAUACCCCAUCAAAAGCAGAAAACUGCUCAGAGUAUUGCAAAGAACCCUCUCUGCCUUAGCUCACUGGUCCUCGAUCUUCAGCGACACACCGUAUCUUCCACUCUUGGCCUUUCCAUUUGUAAAGUUAUUCCAGAACAAUCAGCUCAUCUGUUUUGAAGUUAUUGCUACUCUAAUAAUCAAUUGGUGUCAACAUUGGUUUGAGUACUUUCCUAACCCUCCCAUCAAUAUUCUUAGCAUGAUAGAAAAUGUUUUGGCAUUUCAUGACAAGGAACUGCUACAGCACUUUAUAGAUCGAGGUGUGACUUCCCAGCUGUACGCCUGGCCUCUCCUUGAAACUGUGUUCUCAGAAGUGCUGACAAGAGAGGAGUGGCUCCGGUUGUUUGAUAAUGUCUUCUCCAAUCACCCCUCCUUCCUCCUGAUGACCGUGGUGGCCUACAAUACCUGCUCCAGAGCACCUUUGCUCAACUCGACUCUUAAGGACGAUUUUGAGUAUUUUUUUCACCAUCGGAAUAACCUGGACAUAAACGUUGUGAUUAGAGAAGUGUAUCGUCUCAUGGAGACUACGCCUACUGAUAUUCAUCCAAGUAGCAUGCUGGAUGCUUUUGUUGCAUUGACAAAAGGGCAAUACCCCAUAUUUAAUCAGUAUCCAAAGUUUAUUGUGGACUAUCAGACACAGGAACGAGAAAGGAUCAGGAAUGACGAAUUGGAUUUCUUGAGAGAGAGGCAGACAGUUGAAAAUAUGCAAGCUGAAGUAGAUGAACAGAGGGCUGAGGAUGAGGCUUGGUACCAGAAGCAAGAGCUGCUCCGUAGAGCUGAGGAGACCAGAAGAGAGAUGCUUCUGCAGGAGGAGGAGAAAAUGACCCAGCAGAGACACAGGCUAGCUGCGGUGAAAAGAGAGCUGAAGAUAAAGGAAAUGCACUUACAGGAUGCUGCCAGGAGACGCCUUCUGAAGCUCCAGCAAGAUCAGCGUGAAAUGGAGCUGCGCAGGCUGGAGGACGAGAUUGAGAGAAAGAUACAAAUGAGAGAUCAAGAAAUUGCUGCCACAGCCAAAGACCUGGAAAUGAGACAGCUGGAACUCGAAUCACAAAAACGACUUUAUGAGAAGGAUCUUUCUAGAAGUCAAGAUGCUAUUGCAAAGGAAAUCCGAGAAGAUGCAGAUGCCCAUAGGCAGAAAGUGGCUCUUGAAGAACACAUGUUCCAGAAUCUGCUAGAAUCCAGCCAGAUGGGGAGCAGAAGGACUCAGAGGGUAAUUGAGGACAAUUUGGCAAAAGCUGAGCAAGCCUGCCUGAACGCUGACUGGAAGCUUCAAGCUUUACAUAAACAGAAAUAUGACGAUCUACAGCGCAGCGAGGGCUACCAAGAAGUCGCCACUCUCCUCCGGAAGAACAGGAGGAAAGAAAUGCAGAUCCUAAAUGCGAUGGUGGAGGAGGAAGCUAAGAAGUGGAAGGAAGCUGAAGAAAAGGAGUUUCAUUUGCAGUCAGAAAGGAGAGCCUGUGCCCACUCAGAUGCCUGCAGAAAGUGGUUCCUAAAGCAGGAGACGAGUGCAGCUUUGGAACAUAGUGGAGAGCCACCGAGUGAAGAAGUGCCCUGGUUGCAAAGGGAACGCAUGGCCUCAAGCUAUUUGCCCCAAACCUCACAAUUCAAUGACGUUUCUGAAAUGGACCCUGCAGCACAGAGUUUUCCAAGCAGGAAAGCGACAGAAUGGGACCACAUGGAACAUGAUCUUCUCAAGAGAGUGCGCAGUCUUCGCCAGAGACUCACCGCCCAGGCUCAGAACAGGUGUCAGCCCCCUCAUCUUAUGGUGACAUAGAACACAUUUCACCAUGAAACAAUCAAAGAGAUACCUUUUUUAAAUCAAUGGCACUGAUUUUUCAAUUAUUUAUUCUAGAUUUUUAUAAAGGACCUUUUGUAUAGAGAAAUAUGUCUAUAAAAUUAUGUUUUCUAUUGAAUGUUAAUGCUUUUGGCAUGUAAAAGGCUUCCAGAGUGUUCCACAGUAAAGGUGUUUGGAAACUAUUAAAGCCAGCACAGACUUCACAGCCUUUAGCUAAUGAGAUGGGGUUUAUUUUAAAGAUAAAGAAUAAAUAAAGAACAGGACUCCACGGUCAG